Messenger RNA from Medicago truncatula (barrel medic), 795 nucleotides. RefSeq names its product multiple organellar RNA editing factor 5, chloroplastic/mitochondrial. The coding region runs from base 1 to 525 and encodes 174 amino acids. The record is from RefSeq and is a predicted model, not a curated record. NCBI's taxonomy places the organism in Eukaryota, Viridiplantae, Streptophyta, Magnoliopsida, Fabales, Fabaceae. Gene Ontology annotation, cellular component: mitochondrion. Gene Ontology annotation, biological process: mitochondrial mRNA modification; cytidine to uridine editing. The transcript is spliced from 4 exons.
AUGGCAAGAAUCGUUUCAUCUUCCUUUACACGCCUCUCCACCCAAUUCACAACGCGCCUCUUCUCAACCACCGCCGCACUCUCCAAACCUUCAUCCCUCACUCUGCUUCGUUUCGUCCCUAUGUCCCAAACCAUCCGCCAAUCACUCAAUACGGCUGCUCGUUUCGGCGGAAUUCACAGCCGUGCCUAUUACUCGUCGAGCUUGUCAGAUGGCGGCCUCGAUUACAAACACUGGGUCAUCGCUAUGGAUAAUCCUGGUGGUAAAGAUUCUUCUUGGCAGGAGAAGAUUGAUUGUUACAUACAAACCCUAGGACACGUUCUUGGAAGUGUGGUGGAAGCUAAGAAGAAGAUUUACAGUGUGUAUUGUUUCAAGAAAGAGUUUGGAUUUGGCUGCGAGAUUGACGAGCAAACCAAGAAUAACCUCGGAGUGAUGCCUGGAGUUAUGUUUAUACUUCCUGAUGUAUACAUGGAUAUUCAGAAGAAAUACUAUGGUGGUGAAUUACUUGUGAAUGGAGAGGUUGUCUAGAGACAACCUCCUUUGAGUUCGGCUGAGAUGGUGAGUUUGGUGUUAAUCGGUAUAUAGUUCCCCAAACCCUCCACUAUCCAUUGUUCCGUAAGAAAAAACAAAGUGUUUCCUGUAAGUCCCAUAUCGGUACGCUACAUGACUAAGAAAGAGCUUCCUAACUAUAUGUAAUGGAUUAUGAUGUUAUUUUUGAUAGACGUCAAGCAAACGGAAGCGCCCAUGCUCUUGCACGGGCAGCUAUGUCGCAUGCUUACGGUGUUAUUUUGAUACUAU